AUGUGUAGCUUGGGAUCCCGUUUGUUGUCCAGCAUCCUUGGCCGUGCAAGGACGCGUCAUCCUCGUUUUUACUUGCCGUAUUCCACGCGAAAAAUACCAGAUGGAGAAACAACUCUGAAAUUUGGUGAUUACGACCUGGUGCUCCCCAGUUGCCCAACUGCGGAAGGCACACGGCACAUCCCACCUAACUUGGUGCCAAUGCAUAUCAUCCGUCCACCAUAUUCAUCAACUCUCAGGACCCGCGAGCGUGCGGAUAUCCAUGAAGUAGAGAGGAGCUUGGAAUUAGGCGGGGAAGAGGAAUUAAAGAUGAGAAAUGCCUGCAGACUUGCGAAGGAAACCAGGGUUUUUGCAGAGAGUCUGGUGAAGCCAGGGGUAACAACAGCGACUAUAGACAACCGGAUACAUCACUUCAUCAUAUCUCGCAACGCGUACCCGUCCCCAUUGCUCUACAAGGGCUUUCCCAAAUCAUGCUGUACAAGCGUGAACAAUGUCAUUGCCCAUGGUAUUCCUGAUGAUCGGCCGCUUGAAAGUGGUGAUGUGAUAAACAUAGAUGUGACGGUGUAUGCAGACGGGUAUCAUGGCGAUACUUCGGACACAUUCGUUGUCGGAGAAGUGGACGACCAAGGCCGCUCACUCAUCUCUGCGACUCGCAGCGCAUUGCAAGCCGGGAUACUAGCGUGCGGUCCUGGGAGACCUUUCAAAGGCAUUGGAAAGGCUAUUUCGGAACUAGCAGCAUCGAGAGGGUUUUCGGUUAGCGCAGACUUGGCUGGACAUGGAAUUGGAGAGGCGUUCCAUUCUCCCCCGUGGAUUCUACACCAUAAAAACGACGAACCAGGAGUGAUGAAGCCAGGUCAUUGCUUCACCAUUGAGCCUUGCCUGGUUCAAGGGGAUGAUGCUAGAGGUUGGGUGCUUCCCGAUGGUUGGACAGUACUUACGGAAACCGGUGCACGCAGUGCUCAAGCCGAGCACACCGUCCUCAUCACGCACGGUGGCGUUGUGAUCCUCACUGCUUAA
This is a messenger RNA of Cantharellus anzutake, 1014 nucleotides long. Its product is annotated as methionine aminopeptidase. Gene Ontology annotation, biological process: proteolysis. Gene Ontology annotation, molecular function: metalloaminopeptidase activity. The record is from RefSeq and is a predicted model, not a curated record. The coding region runs from base 1 to 1014 and encodes 337 amino acids. NCBI's taxonomy places the organism in Eukaryota, Fungi, Basidiomycota, Agaricomycetes, Cantharellales, Hydnaceae. The transcript is spliced from 7 exons.